Uranotaenia lowii is the source of this 1525-nucleotide messenger RNA. RefSeq lists its product as uncharacterized. Gene Ontology annotation, biological process: DNA integration. The coding region runs from base 117 to 1328 and encodes 403 amino acids. Gene Ontology annotation, molecular function: nucleic acid binding; zinc ion binding. The record is from RefSeq and is a predicted model, not a curated record. Lineage: Eukaryota; Metazoa; Arthropoda; Insecta; Diptera; Culicidae. The transcript has 3 exons.
UGUUUUUCUACUGACGGCGCCCAUUUUGUUUCUUGAAACCGUUGCGCUGCUACUCUCGUUUGUGGAAGUCAUUUUUUAAUUUUGUGAAGGAAAAACUUUGGAUUUUAUAAGACAGGAUGAGUGGUUUUUGGCAUGAAAGCGACAUCUCGUUGUCGGAUGAUUCUGACGGAGGGUGUACCCCGGAAAAAAUGCCAGUACCAGCUGGAAAAAAAUCUGCGUAUUACAAGAAAAAUACCAGCGUAACUAGCGUAGAGCAAAAGAGAGAGGACAAUACGAGAUCUGAUUGGCUUUCUGGACCGUGGCCGCUAAAGCCUUUUAAUGAAUCCCUUCCGCCAAAUCAAAGAAAAGCAGAAUGGUUCCGCUUCAAGGGACAGUUCGAAAGAAUUGUAUCGUGUAAAGGCACUGUUGAUUCCUCUACCAAACUGACUGGGCUCAAGAUUUUUGCAGGUGAUUAUCUGCUAAGCAUUAUAGAGCUGCAGGAAAAGAUGUUUACAGGUGAUCAAAACGAAGUGUAUGACUAUACAAUUAAUGCACUUAAUAAAUAUUUUGGCCAAACUUGCGACACAGCAAAAGAAAGAAUCAAAUUUCGUGAGAUGGAAAUGGAACCGACCGAGUCUUUCAUGGACUGGGUUUUACGCCUUGAGUCGCAGGCAAAGUUCUGUGAUUUUGUCGAGGAUCAAAGGAAGGAAGAGUUUGUCCAAGCGUUGAUCCGACGGUCCGUUCCAGACAUAGCUCAAAAGCUCUUUGAGAUGUCUAACAUUUGGGAAAAUGAUCUCGAACUAAUUAUGAAUCACGGAAAGCAUUUAGAUUACAUUCGGAACGAAACUAGGCGCUCUGGGGAAGCCGGUGGAAGAAGAGGUUUAUCGAUUGAAACCCCGGAAAGCACUUAUGAAGAUUCGCGUUAUAAACCAGUUAACACAGUAUCGUUUCGUAAGCGUAAACUCAAUACAAACCGUUUUGGAUCUUUUCGGAAGCAUGAUUCAGAUCGUUUUCCACCUCAGCAUGGUAACAAUUUUGUUCAGGGCCCAUCUCGACGUCGUCCGUGGAUAUCUGACUGUACCAGGUGUGGCGAGAACCACGUUCCAAUGGAAUGCAAAGCUUAUAGGGCUCAGUGCUAUAGAUGCGGAAAAUGGAAUCAUUUCAAAAAAGUGUGCUACUCUCCAAUUGAUGAUAAUGAGCACCGGAAACAUUCUGACUGGAGUCGUUCGGGCAGGAAACAUGUUGAUCGACAGCAGCAAUGGAAGAAGGAGGCCGAGAACAUAAAUCAGUUGCUUCGGAGGAUGACUCCUCAGACACGGAGAUGCAUUCAAGGGAACCCUUUAUUGUGACCGGGGAUGGUAAAGCUGGCGAUGAACUUGAUGGAGCACCUCCAAACAAAAGGCCUCGUUCCACACGACAAAUCAAGCGUCCUCAGAAAUAUUUGGAUAACGUUGAAUCGAAUAUUUAUUGAAAGCCAGCGUUAUUUACGUCCCGGGGAGGAUGUGGUAUCCUGUUUGGAGCUAAAACCUAAACUGGAAUGUGAAAC